CUACUUCUCAGCGCAAUUUGUUUGGGACCAAUGGAGGACAAGGACAUAAUCCGUCAUUUACAAUGCUGUCACGUCUUUCACUCGAGUUGCUUUAGUCAAUGGUUCUUUAGGCGCCACGAUACAUGUCCUAUAUGUAAAUCACGGAUCAUGCCGCCCAGUUAA
Molecule: messenger RNA, 162 nt
Organism: Fusarium oxysporum Fo47
Lineage: Eukaryota; Fungi; Ascomycota; Sordariomycetes; Hypocreales; Nectriaceae
Exons: 1
Source: RefSeq, a predicted model, not a curated record